UGUAGAAGCCCAGGGUUUUAGUUCUUAAAGGUCACUUUGUUGUAAUAAAUUUUAGGACAGUAUCGUUUUAUACAACGAGCAUUCUUUAAUAAUCAAGUUUUCAGCUAACGUGAUCAGUGUCGUCACAUAAUUCUUUCUGUCUGAACUGAAUAAUAUUUACACGUACCACAGCCGUUAAGCCCAAUAAUAAAACAAAGUAAUUGGAAUUGUGAUAAGAUAAAACGUGCUACUUGUUUAGUAUCUGCUUGCUUUAUUUUCACUGUUACUUGAGGGUGUUUUUAGCGACAUCUUUUUGAACCGAUAUUUUGAAUAAACGCGUAGGUUCAAUAUCCAAACAACUGAAAUGUUUAACCUUGGAAGUACAAAAGGUUUAGAACUGGGUUAUAUCUCCAUGCUUCUACUAACCUAGAAAAUCUACAGCACAAAGUUCACUAAACUGUGGAAUUCAAGUAAACAGCUGAAGUGCUGAAUUGAACAGGAGUUUAUAAACUGAAGAUUUUUACUGGUAUCUUAUUAACCAAUUGUUGAUAUAUUAAAUUAAAGUGGAGUGGAAACCAUAACCAACAUUAGUUCAACGGCAAAUGGAUUUACCUGCAGAUCGUUGGAGCAAGGACAACCUCAUCAAGGUCCCAGACGCCGACAGCAAUGAAUUCACCUUGAUUGAGUAUGCUGGUCGAAACUGGCCAGUGUUUCCAGGGUUAUCACAGCGACUGGAAGAAGACUUGGCCCAGUUCAAAGCUAGACCUGACGAUACGUGGAUUAUUAAUUGGCCCAAAUCAGGAACACACUGGUGUUGGGAGAUAUGCAGUAUGCUAGUCAGUGGUAAAGCCGAGUUGUUACAACAAUCCAAGUUAACUGCUAUGUACCCUGAAGCCGUGGGAAACGCUGAAAUAGAGCCCAUGCCAUCACCGCGGGUAUUAAACACCCACGUCACCCCUGAUUACUUCCCAAAAGAAGCUCUAGAGAAUUCCAAACUGAUCUUUACAGUAAGACAUCCCAAGGAUGUGGCCGUGUCUUAUUUCUACCAUUUAAAAGGGAUAAAGUUUUAUCAGUAUGAAACAGGAGCAUGGGCUGGAUAUUUUCCUGUCUUCUUAGAGGGAAGAGGUGAAAACGGAGACUGGAUAAACCAUACAGAGUCAUGGUUGUCUGUUCUGGAUGACAAUUCCAACGCUCUUGUUCUCAAGUUUGAAGACUUGAAAAAGGACUUGAGAAAAGAAGUUCAACGCAUCGCCGAGUUUCUUGAAGUUUCGGGCACAGAUGAAUUUUAUGACGAGGUUGCUCGGCUUUGUUCCUUUGACAGUAUGAAGGAAGGAAAAACGCCAGGUCCAGAUAUAUGGAGACAGGAGGCAUCGGGUUUCUUCAGGAAAGGUAUAACUGAAGAUUGGAAACAUCACUUUACUGUUGCACAAAACGAAGAGUUCAACAGACGCUACCGCGAAACGCUCAAAGACACCAUUCAUACCAAGAAAAUAGGAUACGAGUUUUUGUAAUAAAACACAUAAGUGACGAUAUGAGGCGGACAAUAAUGAUUCCCCUAUUUUAUCAUCAUAGAUCUUGAGAGUGUAAUACAUGAUAGCCUGUGUAUAAAACACGAUGCUUAAGCUUCAGUCGGUAUUACAGGGACAUUAAGUACGUGAGGAGGUGUCUUAUUGCUAGUGAAAUCCCUGUCCUAUAUUGUCACACCGUCAGGUUCUAUCACGAAACAUGAGUUUCGCGAAUCAUUCGAUGACACAGCAUUCUUAGUCUAGAAACCUAGGAUCUUAACUCUUAACAUAAUUUUGAUAAAGCAACUUUCGGGACGGUACCGUUUUCUGCUCUGAACAUUUUGUAAUAAUA
Messenger RNA from Lingula anatina, 1836 nucleotides. Its product is annotated as sulfotransferase 1B1-like. NCBI's taxonomy places the organism in Eukaryota, Metazoa, Brachiopoda, Lingulata, Lingulida, Lingulidae. The record is from RefSeq and is a predicted model, not a curated record. Gene Ontology annotation, molecular function: sulfotransferase activity.